AUGCCCCCACCCAAGCUACGCGGCGGCUUCUUCCUCCCCUCGUACCACCCGAGAAUACAAGACGUGCUGCACAAGUCACCACCUCUGCCUGCUGGACGACCCAAUAAACCAAACUCGGUCGAUGGUUCAACCCCGAAAGAGGCUGUCAACGCUGUUCCUAAAGCUUCACCGACUCUAGCUUCGUCAGCCUCCUCCACGGCGUCACAUGGCACGUUCGAUCAGGUAUGUGUUUAGUCGAGAAACCGCAGAUACCUCUAAUCAUGCUGACGUACUGUAUGCAAUCGGUCAGAACACCCCUUGGAAUCCAUCCCCCGCUCCCAAGCGAUUGGACAAGAACUGGUUCACCGCCCACAGGGCCCGAGGGCGUCGCUGAAGGGGAUCUCAUCGUCGCAAGCGCUGCGAAACUGCCCUUCGUGUAGACUAGAUCCAGUGAAUAGCUCCGUUUCCUUGCUCGACUGAUUUUCAAUCGGAGAGAAUCGCUGACAGAAGCCCGUUCGUCGCUAGGCUUAGCAGCAAGCCCACCCGAACGACACGCCCAGGCCAACCCCACAAGAGAUCGCCUCCAGCUCCUCGUCCGAAUCGGCCUCGACGAGCGAACCGGUUGCCGCCAUUCAUCAGAAAAGACACCUCACCCGUCAGCGAAGCUAGACGACACAAAAACAUCCUGGAUCUUUACCCGGAAUGCACUUCAAACACCAAAGCACGACGCCCACAGAAUCGCCGGGGGGAUAUUCGGUGCCUCGUUCGGCUGGCCUGUCCGAGCCCUCGCCGACCGAAGUUUUCCGCCAGGACCGGUACUGCAUCGAACCUGGACCCACUUACCCGGCUUCAAAGUACCUAGAGAUGACCGUUCUUUUUCUUUUCGUAGAAAUUAGCUAAACAGCAGAGGCAACUCCCUUGUAAUGCCCGAAAAGACUCACCCCAAGGCACCGGCUACGUGUACCUCGCGCCCCCGCGAGAUCUUCGGAGCCCAGCCAGGGUCUCCGCUGCGAGUCGGGUCUGGCUGGAACCGUCGGCCUUAUCCCCCGCGCCCCCGGUCGGGCUCGUCCGGAACUCCGCACUGCUCCUCUUCGUCUUGGGCGUAUCCGUCCUUUGUUUCCCUCUCUUUCGAACGCAUCAACCAGCCCCAGGCGUUCCCCCUCCCCGGUACGACCUCAAGCUCGUUCUUUUCGAUCGCCUACCAAGUUCUGUCUCAGCUCGCCUCGUCGUCGCCUCUGGCCACCCUCAAAACCGGUCCCUCCGCUCGCGUCGCGCCGCGGCCCCCCAUCAUCCCGGCUCUACCCCAACUUCCCCCAACGACGAAUCAGAGAAUGGGCGGUCUCUCCCAACCCGUUUGUGGCAAGCUCUUGAGUCAAGCUGCGUUGGUCUCGUCGAGUCAGGUGGAGGCGGUGUUGGCAGCUUAUUGUUAUGCGUGAGUGAGGACGAUCCCGCCAGCCGGUGCCUCGGAGACGGUGAGCCGAUGGUGGCGCGAUACCGGCCCUGGUAUUUUCGGCGUUUGAUAAUAUCUGGGGAAUCAAACUCGGACUGUCCUUGUGGAAUUGUGAGGUACGAGCUACUGACCGUCUUGUCGUCACCCGUCUUGAACGCAACUGCAGUAAAUGGAUCAACUGCGGUGGCAACCCAUCAACGGCCUCACGCAAGCUGCACCUCCUGACUCUCUACCUUCGAGCGGUGUAAGUCCGCCCCCCCCCCCCUCCCGGGCCCCCCUCUGCCGUUAUCCGACCCUUUACAACCAACUAAUUAAAUAACAUCACCUCUUUUCCGCAGGGAUUCGAGUCACCUCUUACAAAAGCACUACGAAGCCUUCACCAUCAUCGCCUUCACCCUCAAGCACCACCCGUCCUCCCUGCUCGAUUAUUCUCUCACGCGCACGUGCGCCUCGUCCCGAUCCGAUCUGUCUUCUUCAGAGCUUAAUCAAAUGAACUCGAGUUCGAGCCCGAGUCAGGAGGCGUGGAGUUUGGCGUUGAAGAGACCGAAAUCGAUUUUUAGGAGAAUGUAUUCGGUGCCGUUGGGUGGGGGUGGCGGCGGGGGCGGAUAUCUGUUGACCGUCACGGGGAAUGGCAGUCGUAGUCGCAGUGGCAGUGGUGGUGGGAGUAGUGAUGGACAGAUCAGUGGGGGUGCGAGUGAAGCUCAGGGUGAAUCGGUGAUGAAUGGUGUACAAAGAUCUGGGUUCGGGAGAAGUAUUAGUGAAGGAUCCAUGUCGGGCUUGAUUGCUCUUGGGGAGACAGCACAAGAUGGUGAGCAAGGGAUGGGACGAGAAGUUGGGUUCGCAGGUGCGGACGAGGGUUCGAACGAGGACAGCUUGGAACAGAUGAGGGAAAGUUUGAGGCUGAGAGCUGGCAGGGGAACUUCACAAGGCUUGGGGAGGGGGUUGUUGAGGUACGUCAACGCGGUCGCUUCUUUCGCUCGGGGGCCAAAACUCUUUCCUUUCUCGCGAGAGGCUGACUCUCCCUCUCUUUCUCACUUCGCAGUGCCCCACCCAUGUACGACGCCUCCGUUCUAGCGGACUACAUCGAAAGGAAUAGGCACAUGAUGCCGACGCAUCGUGCACCCGGUUGGGAAGAGGAGGAGUUGCCGGGAUGGACGCCGAGGCUCGCAGCGGCGCAGUAG
Molecule: messenger RNA, 2610 nt
Organism: Microbotryum saponariae
Lineage: Eukaryota; Fungi; Basidiomycota; Microbotryomycetes; Microbotryales; Microbotryaceae
Source: the annotation of a GenBank genome assembly